AGUAGGUCGCUUUUGGUACUUGAAAACUUUCAGGUGUCAUGAGUUCUCAAUCUCAUCGAGAGUGUAAUGGACACGAUUGUGAAUUGAGAACACGGACAACUCUGUUUACAGACUUGAUUGUUAACGCUACCUACGGUCAACUUUGAGUGAUGAAAUUGGAAGACAAUGAAGGGCAUGGAGGAGCCGAAACAUCCAGCAGGAAAAGAACAGCAUCAGAGUCUAAGAUUGAUGAGAGCCCAACAGACAGGAAGAGGAGUAAGGAUGGGGAAAGGGACAAAAAAGAGGAAACUGAGCUGAAGCACAAGUCGAAGCACUCCAGUUCUAAGCAUCCUCGUAAACCUCUGCAGGAGCCGAAGAUCACAAGUUCUGGGGGCUUAAAAGCUGUCUCGGAGAACGACCAUGCAGAUGUGAAGACCAAAAGUGUAGUCAAGGAUGCAUCACUACCUUCUGAAAAGAACACCAUUGACUUAAACAACAAUAUCUCUGCCAUGCACACGGAAUCAGAUGAGAGGAAAGUGACCAAGACUGAGUUACAGGAAGUUGACUUGUUUGCACCAAUUGAGCAUUCAGAUAUGGAGAGGUCUGACAAAAAAUCCAAAAGAACUGGGGAUUCACAAAAAGAUAACAAACACAAGCACAAAUCUAAAAGUAGCAAAAAGGGACACCACGGGACAGACGAGAGAAAUCCUGAGCAGAGAAAAGUUGGUGAAAUAUCAGCUAACAGUUCCGAUGGCAACUCUAAAAAGAGGAAGAGCAAAGAUUCAUGUGAAACUGAUGUUCUACCGACAGGUGACAGUAAAAAAGAAACUGCCAUAAAAAAGGAGAAUGCCAAGAAAGAAAGGGAGAAAAAAGAUAGAAGUGGUAAAGACACAAAGACAACCGAUGAAAAGAAACGUAAAAAUAAGCCAGAGGGAAAAGAGGAAUCUAAGAAGAAGAAAAAAGAUGGAGAUGAUGGGAAGACCAAGAAGGGUGGGAAAAAAGAAGGGGAGGACAGUACAUGGAAAUGGUGGGAGGAAGGUAAUUCCAACAACGGGAACAAGUGGACCACGUUGGAACACAAAGGUCCACUUUUCCCACCAGAAUACGAACCGUUACCAAAUAACGUGUCUUUCUUUUACAAUGGGAACCCUGUAAAACUGACUUUGCCUGCUGAGGAAGUAGCCACGUUUUACGCCAAGAUGCUGGACCAUGAGUACACAACCAAGAGUUCCUUCCAGGAGAACUUCUUCACCGACUGGAGAGAGGAAAUGUCAGUAGAGGAGAGGGAACAGAUCAAGAAGUUGUCGAAGUGUGAUUUCACACACAUCAACAAGUACUUCCUGGAUAAGUCUGAGGAGAAGAAGGCUAUGACUAAAGAACAGAAACAGGUCCUAAAAGAGGAGAACAACAAGCUGACUGAGGAGUAUGGCUUCUGUGAGCUGGACGGUCACCGGGAGAAGAUCGGGAACUUCCGUGUGGAGCCUCCGGGGCUGUUCCGUGGCCGGGGAGAACACCCCAAGAUGGGCAAGCUGAAGAAGAGGAUCCAGCCAGAGGAAAUCACCAUCAACUGCAGCAAAGGCUCCAAUAUUCCGGUGGCCCCAAAGGGCCACAGGUGGAGGAAGGUGCAGCAUGACAACACAGUGACCUGGCUAGCCUCCUGGGUGGAGAACGUCCAGGGAAACUUCAAGUACGUCAUGCUCAACCCCAGCUCCAAACUCAAGGGGGAGAAGGACUGGCAGAAGUACGAGGUGGCUCGUAAACUCAAGCUUAAGGUGGAGACCAUCAGGAGGCUAUACCGUGAGGACUGGAAGAACCGAGAGAUGAAGACCAGACAGAGAGGAGUGGCUCUCUACUUCAUCGACAAGCUGGCCCUGCGAGCGGGGAAUGAGAAGGAGGAGAGUGAGACAGCGGACACGGUGGGCUGCUGCUCUCUGAGAGUGGAACACAUCACCCUGCACCAGGAGAAGGGGGGCCAGGAGUUCAUGGUGGAAUUUGACUUCCUGGGCAAAGACUCUAUUCGCUAUUAUAACGAGGUGCCUGUGGAAGGCAGGGUUUUCAAGAACCUGAAGCUGUUCAUGGAAAACAAGGAGCCUGAGGAUGACCUGUUUGAUAGAAUAAAUACUACCUACUUGAACAAGCACUUGAACCAGUCCAUGCCGGGGCUGACAGCCAAAGUGUUCCGAACCUUCAACGCCUCCACCACCCUGCAAGAACAGCUCAACAAGCUCACCACGGCUGAUAUGAGUCUGGAGGAGAAGCUGCUGUCCUAUAACCGAGCCAACAGAGCUGUGGCCAUUCUCUGUAACCACCAGAGGGCAGCACCCAAGACAUUUGAGAAAUCCAUGCAAAACUUGCAGGACAAGGUUGCGCAGAAGCAGCAACAGUUAGAUGUGGCCAGGAAGGAGCUGAAAGAUGCCAAAAAAGAGCACAAGAGGGGCGGAACUGAGAGGACCAGGAAGCUUGUUGAGAAGAAGGAGGCUGUGGUGAAGAGGCUGGAGGAACAGCUGAAGAAACUCCAGCUGCAGAUGACUGACAGGGAGGAGAACAAGGUCAUCGCUCUGGGCACAUCCAAACUCAACUACCUGGACCCCAGGAUAUCAGUGGCCUGGUGUAGGAAAUUCAAUGUGCCAAUCGAGAAGAUUUACAACAAAACCCAAAGAGACAAGUUUGCUUGGGCUAUUGAUAUGACUGAAGAAGAUUUUCAGUUUUGAGCUGUGUCGCCCUGUCAGCAAGACCGAUUUUGCGUUGUUUCAUUUCCUCUGUUACUCAUUUUUAUGUUCCCUUUAUAAUUUCAACUACUUAGGUCUUUAUUUGUUGUUGGUUACUAGCAGUGUUUGUUUUCUGACUUGACAACGCGCACAUUGGUGAGAAUUAAUCAGUUAUAAUAGACAAGGAACAUUUCGUGUUUUAAGAUUUGUUUCCUUUGUUAACAAUUGUAAAUGUAUGAAAUAAAAUACCUUUUCAUUGAUA
Oncorhynchus kisutch (coho salmon) is the source of this 2949-nucleotide messenger RNA. Its product is annotated as DNA topoisomerase I, mitochondrial-like. Bases 150 to 2690 code for a protein of 846 amino acids. Gene Ontology annotation, biological process: chromosome segregation; DNA replication; DNA topological change. The transcript has 23 exons. Lineage: Eukaryota; Metazoa; Chordata; Actinopteri; Salmoniformes; Salmonidae. Gene Ontology annotation, cellular component: nucleolus; chromosome. The record is from RefSeq and is a predicted model, not a curated record. Gene Ontology annotation, molecular function: DNA topoisomerase type I (single strand cut, ATP-independent) activity; DNA binding.